Geodia barretti is the source of this 1051-nucleotide messenger RNA. The record is from the annotation of a GenBank genome assembly. Lineage: Eukaryota; Metazoa; Porifera; Demospongiae; Tetractinellida; Geodiidae.
GCAUGCGCAUAGAGAUCCUUUCGGCACACACACGUGAACACACACGUGAAGACGGUGUGUAAAAAGAAGAAGGGGAAGAAAUCCUUUGGAAUCGCAGUAGAAGAGGAACGCCACCCGAUCCACUAGUCGUAGGACGGUCUAGAUAUGCCCACUAAGAAAGAGACGCGGAAGGGCGGCAAGUCCAAGAAGACGCAGCUGCGUUUCUCCAUCAACUGCGCAACUCCAGUGGAAGAUGAGAUAAUGGAUGCCGGAGCUUUCGAGGAGUUUCUGAAAGGUCGUAUCAAGGUCAGCGGGAAGACUGGUAACCUUGGUGACGACAUAACACUCAACCGUGAGAAGAACGUCAUCUCGGUCGUGUCUGGAAUCCCGCUCUCCAAGAGAUAUCUGAAAUACCUGACCAAGAAGUUCCUUAAGAAGAACAACCUAAGAGACUACAUCAGAGUGGUGGCCGAUACCAAGACCAGCUACGAACUCCGCUACUUCCAGAUUAACGCCGGGGAGGACGACGACAGCGGUGACGAGGACUAGGUCAUGUGACAGUCACCUGAUAGUCCUGUGAUCUCAUCUGCUGUGUUGUAUUAUACAGAUGAUGAAAUAAUUUCGAUAUUUUCUUAUCUCUAGCGUAUGGUCUUCAGUGCUAUAGCUAGUGUGUGCGUGGUCUGUGUGCGUGGUCUGUUUUUGGUCUCAUCUGGUCUGUAUUGGUCGUUUCUUGCGGUCUGUGGUCCCUCCACCUCGUGUCUUGCCAGGGAGCGCGGUGGAGGGGGGAGGGUGAGAGGGGGAGGGGUGGGAGGAGUCCACAGAUUGAGCCAGCUUCCUUGUCUGUUCACGUCUUGUUAUAGAUCUCUGGACUUUAGCUCUCAGUUCUUCCUGAGACAGUGGACUGUCGCCAUAGUCUGACUCAGCAUCACUCUCAUAGUCUCCUCUGCAUAGAGAUGUACACAGGGGGGGUGGAGACUUUAGAAGAGAUGACUGGGAAAUGAAGGAGGUAGGGUACAGGUAGGUAUAUAGAGUAGAUAGAAGAAGGGCAAGAAGAGGAGUGUAUUGGGUGGGU